CAAUGACCGAUAAAACAGAGAAGGUGGCUGUAGAUCCUGACGCCGUGUUUAAACGUCCCAGGGAAUGUGACAGUCCUUCGUAUCAGAAAAGGCAGAAGAUGGCCCUGUUGGCAAGGAAACAAGGAGCAGGAGACAGUCUUACCGCAGGCUCUGCCAUGUCCAAAGGAAAGAAGCUUAUGACAGGAGAUGCUAUUCCACCCAGCCAAUUGGAUUCUCAGAUUGAUGACUUCACUGGUUUCAGCAAAGAUGGGAUGAUGCAGAAACCUGGUAGCAAUGCACCUGUGGGAGGAAACAUUACCAGCAGUUUCUCUGGAGAUGACCUAGAAGGCAGAGAAACAGUCCCUUUUCCUAAAAGCCAAGAAGAAAUUAAUGCUGAUAUAAAACGUCAAGUAGUGAAGGAAAUCCGAUGCAUUGGACGAAAUAUAUGAGCCAAGACUUUGUUCAGCUCCUUGAGAAGAAACUGGAACAUAUGAUUUGGGAGUACUUGUCCAUGGAGGAUUAUC
Symphalangus syndactylus (siamang) is the source of this 503-nucleotide messenger RNA. RefSeq names its product cancer/testis antigen family 45 member A6-like. The record is from RefSeq and is a predicted model, not a curated record. Lineage: Eukaryota; Metazoa; Chordata; Mammalia; Primates; Hylobatidae.